AUGCCGCCGAGGGAGACGGACAGAGGCCUGACUUUGUUUAUCGUACUGCUGUUGUCGUUCUUGGAGCGCAGAGGAAGGGUUUACUCCUUUGAGGAACGUUUCCCGUAUCUCCGCGGACGUUUCGGCAUCGUGGUGCCUCUGGACUUUACCGGAACGCUGAGGAACCGAUGGUCGUACGCCUUUGCCAUCGGAGCGGCGGCUCCACACAUGUUCACUCUGUUUGCAGGCUACAUUGUUCCGUUUACGCUGCCGAAAUGGCUCAUAAGUCUUGUGUACCUGGUGGCUGCGUUUGAGGUGGGUGUGGCCUUCCUGCCCUUUUUUGCUUGCUUGUCAACAAGACACAGAGAACUGGGAGGAGCUUUGGGCCUGCUGUACACACUCACCUGGUUAAUUUUGGCUGUGUGGAAGUUCCACUGUUUGCCGAUAUGCGGAGAAACACUGGAGGAAGUGUUCUGUUUUGAAUGGUUACUGCAGUGGCCACACCUUCUGUGUUUGGUGUUUCUCCUGGGUCGUUUUGGCUUCAUGUUGGUGAAGGGUGUGAGGAACCGUCUGCAGAAGAACGACCAGCAGUACAGGAGGAAAGAUAACAAUGUUGAUGAGACCCAUCAGUACAGAUAUGUACAAACACUGCUGAGACGACCUCCUGAACGGCUUUUGGAGAAGACCUGGUUCAGGAGAAAGGUCUAUGACUGGGAUCCGUAUUUUAAGUUCCCCAACAGAAUGAUUGCAACUGCUGUUGUCUCCCUCAUCGGACUCUACGGGUUCAUUUUGGGAGAGCAGGUGAUAUCUGCAGUACUCUUGAAGAGGUGGCAUCUAAUGUUACAACAGUUCCUUUCUAAUACUAAAGACUUGGAUUACGCUAUAAAAAACUGGCAUACCACAGCAGCCUUAGCCACACUGGUGUCUGUGGCUCACGUUGGGCAUGUGUUGGUUUGUUACAGGAAGCACAUGAAGAGGUUGUGGGCAGGGGAGAAGAAGUUCUUGCCAGAGACGUACCACGUACCGCACUCAGCCGUUAGCGUGGCCGCCUUCCUGAAGUAUCCUGGCUGGCAGAUUGCCUACACUAUAUGGGGUGAGUACAGUCAUGUAGCUUACCGAUUCUAUUUAGACGUUUUAUUCAGCUUUUUCUUCAGUAAUCGGCUUGUUCCAAGGUAGGUCUAGUUUUCUGUGGGAAACGUUUCCACUUCCAGAGGUUUUCUAGGCUCCUACUGUUGCUGGUGGUCACUAGGGUGAAACCGUUUGUAAUAGGUGGUUGAAAUGGUCUUUAAAUGUGAUUAGUUUCGAAUUCCUGAUUAGGGCUUGGAAAAAAUAUUGAUAUCACAAUAUAUUACAGUGUUACGAAAAAGUUUUUUUUUAAUUUGUGUUUAUAGAUCAUUGGUUGUUCGAAUCAGCACGUUCGGUUAAAUGUAUCAUAUUUAGCAGAAGAACGCAGUGAUAUCUGAAAAGUGAAAUGAAGUUUAUAGGAUUUACAGAAAGUCUGAAAUAAUUAUUUAAUCAAAAUUAAGCAGGUGCAUAAAAAUGGGCCCUUGUCGUUUUAUUGAUUUGAAAACCUUUAGCGCUAAUUAUUGGAACACAAAAUUAGUUUGAUAAGCUCAUUGACCCUUGACCUACAUUCACACAGGGAAAUCCAAUUAUGAUUUUACGAUUCAAAAGGUUAAAGCAGGUUUUUCUCUCUAAAAAGUGGCAACAUGGAAGCCUCAAAACAACUCUCAAAUUACCCGAAAAGAAAGCUUGUUCAACAUCAUGGUUUAGAGGAAUGAUAUAAAAAUCUCAGAGAUUUCAGCUGCAGUUUCCCCUGUGAGGAACAUAGUGAGGAAAUGAAAGACCACAGGCACAGUUCUACAGGUACAUCUCACAAAAUUAGAAUAUCAUUGAUAAGUUACAAAUGUGAAACUCAUAUAUUAUAUAGAUGUAUUACACACAGAGUGAUCUAUUUUAAGAAUUUAUUUAUUUUAUUGUUGAUGAUUAUGGCUUAUAGCCAA
Astyanax mexicanus (Mexican tetra) is the source of this 1982-nucleotide messenger RNA. RefSeq names its product stimulated by retinoic acid gene 6 protein-like. Gene Ontology annotation, biological process: vitamin A import into cell. The record is from RefSeq and is a predicted model, not a curated record. The transcript is spliced from 12 exons. Gene Ontology annotation, molecular function: retinol transmembrane transporter activity; signaling receptor activity. Gene Ontology annotation, cellular component: plasma membrane. NCBI's taxonomy places the organism in Eukaryota, Metazoa, Chordata, Actinopteri, Characiformes, Acestrorhamphidae. Bases 1 to 1155 code for a protein of 384 amino acids.